Messenger RNA from Cottoperca gobio, 4220 nucleotides. Its product is annotated as cilia- and flagella-associated protein 251-like. The record is from RefSeq and is a predicted model, not a curated record. The transcript has 2 exons. The coding region runs from base 1073 to 1807 and encodes 244 amino acids. Lineage: Eukaryota; Metazoa; Chordata; Actinopteri; Perciformes; Bovichtidae.
AAAAAAGUGGCUUUUGGUUGCUAAAUGUUCCACUUUCUUCACCAGAUAGUUGCUAACUGUGCCUAUCUGCUGUUUGGUGGUAUACAGUGGGUUUAUCAGAGCUUGUUGCUGGUGGAAACUAGGUUGAUAAGAGUGUUGAGAAAACCAUACAGUAAGUACCAUAAAGCAAAACAAAUGAGCUAAAACAGGCUUAAACACUUAGCAUCAUAUAUUGAUUGAUGUGUUUAAAAACAAGUUAACAGAGUGGGCAAAUAAAACAUGCUGCUGGUCAUGCAGCAAGUGUCACUAAGUCAUGUCAGUGAAGAGAGCAAGUACUAUACCAAAACCCUGAAACUGAAGCAGUUAAAUAUAAUUCAGCAAUCAUUCAUUUCAUAAUUUACACCUGGGCUUUUCUUACUGUCAUGUCAAAAUGCAAAUCUGCAAUUAGUUAAACAUCAUCAAAUGUUGAGCCUGGAGCCUUCAGUUCCCCUUACGGUCUGGGGGCCUAAUGGGUAGUUCUCUCCUCUAUAUAGUGACAUUGUCAUUCUGUCUUAACAGCAGAGCUGGAGAUCAAGUAUGUCAUAUUGUAUAUUUCAUUUCAGCUGUUAACAGUUUAGUCUGGUUUAAAUUGGUCUCGUUCAUUAUUUUUGAUUACAGCCUACCGUUACACCGCAUUUAUUCAUAGUGCUGUUUUUAUCGUCCUUCAGUCUGCAGCAGUGGCUGCUGUACGCCACAGGGGGAGCACUAACAGUCUGUGCUGCAAUUCCUUCCAGUGAAGAAGACGUGGGAGCCACAACAAUAACACACAGCUAGCUACACUGAGAAGAACAUCUACGAAAUGUCCCGUUUUUAGGUCAUAAACCCUAUUUUACCACAUAUAAGCAUAACAUUUCCGCGACUAUUCCUAAACAAAUCUGCAAAGAGGUAAAUUCAGGCGCCAUGUUGUGUUGUUUACAGAAAUAACAUGCUAUCGUUGUUGUGACGCGCAGGCAAUAUACGCUAACAAGGUCUAUCGAAGCUUGCUCACACCCCGUCCGGUUCUCUUUUUCAGUUUUCAGUUUAAUGUCACUGGUGUCUGGUACCGUGCGCAGACAUGGAGAGCUUGUACAAGCGGAAAAUGUUCGCUUCGAUGCGGAAAACCAAGGUGGACGCAUCGAAGAAACGGCAAAUCGGCCUGCCCGCUUCGGUCCUGGACGACACUGACGAAGGCUCCUUCUCCUCUUCCUCCUCCGGAUCCCAAUCCGACUUCCAGAGCUCCCCGGAGGAAGACAGCGAGCAGGAAGACCGUGGCCGGAGCGAUUCCGGGGCGACUUCAAGCGAUGACAGCCGCUCCGUGACCCGCAGAAAGCGCUCGUUCCUGGGAGACGACAACAGCUCCUCGUCCUCCAGUCCCGGGGAGGAGGACACAACUAAUGAUGAGGAGUGUGACAGGAGCCAACCGAAGAGAAUGGUGCCGCCUAAGAAGCGGACUAGGCUGCAGCGGCAGGACGAGUCGGACUCGGACCAUGCGGAGGAGAAGCAGAGAGAGGAGGAGGAGAAGGCGAAGAGGAGACAGAGACACAACAAGCUGCUGGCACUGUCACGGAGGAUGAAGGCCCGGGUCCCGAGUCGGAGGAGGAGCCGCCUAAAGCAGGGUGCAGGCGAUGAGGAAGAGUUCAAAGAAGGGGAGGAUGAGGCUGGUGGUGAUGGAGGUGGAAGAGAAAAUGGCAACAAUAAACAGGCUGCAGCAGGUGAUGAAGGAGGCAGAGAGGAGGAAAAUGACACGGAAGAAGAAGAAGAAGAAGAGGAAGAGGAAGAAGAGGAAGAGGAAGACAAGGGGAAGAAGUAGAUCCACUACAUGAUAGAGAACAGAGAAGGGGUUUGAAUGUUAAGAACUAAACCAUCUGAAAAUGACUCAUUACUGUUAGUUUGUACAGUUUUUCUUUCUCCUGCAUCAUUUAAAGUGGAAAACAAAAACACCAAGUACUGGAGUUACAUGUUUUCACUGUCAUAUUUUGUUGCUAUAGAAACAGACAUUGGCAACAUGUAACAAAAUAGAUGUGCAGAUGAUUUGGACAGCCUAAUGGGCCUGUUAUGAAAUGUAUUUUGUGAAGGAAGAAGCUGAGAAAAGUGGCUCAUGAAUAUGUCACUCCUGCUUCAGUAUCAUAUGAUAAUUAUAUUAUUGCUCAUCUACUGACGUAUGUCAUGUCAGUUUUCUUUUUAUAUCCCAAAGCCAGAUGUUGAUGCCAGAUUAACAGACACCCAUGUUCCAUUGACAGGUGUGACUAAACACCGGCAGGUAUAAUGUAAGGCUGCUGAUAAUGUGAACUUUCUACCACAGUUUUCAAAACCACGAGAACAACAACAAAUUGACAAAUGGUUUUGUCACACUACUUCUCCCAAAGACAAUAAUUAACUUUCACGCUCAAACGAAUGACAUACUGUUUAUAACAUGCAUAUGCCAAUAGAUCAGCAGCAGCAUACCAAUAAUCAUCAGUGGCAUACCCCUCAGGAUGGCAGAUGCCAUCAUCCACUUUUUGAUGUCAGGGCUGAUUUGAGAAGACAUUCCUCCACAGAGGCUUUACAUUUAGCGCAUCUUGUGUUACUGCUGGAGGAAGGUACCGCAGCUCAGUACACAUGCUGAGGACACUGGGCUGAAGAAAUGUUCCUUUUAUUUUAUUUAAGUCAAAGAGAGCAUUGCUAUCAGAAACAUCUAAUCAGAAGGCUUCAAGCUCUUGUUUAGUUCUUGACUGCAGUGACAAGCGAUCUGAAUAUGAUUCUGAUUUCACAGGUGUGGAUGGAGAAUGGCUGCUGAGGCUUCUGGGUACUGCAGUCUUCAGAGACAUUCAAUAUACCCAGCAGACAGUUCUCAUAUUCUUCUUCUUUUUUUGUUGUUGUUAAAACGAGAUUAAUUCGCAUUCUGUUCCUGCAAUGCAGACUUUAAAAAAAUAUAUAAUUUGUGAUGAAUCCACUGAACCGCCUUGCCUAUAGCAGAUGAUUUAGACUGAAUAAUUUCAGACACAAAAUUAAACACUGUACAUUUUAUUGUACAGUAGCCUUUUACUUUUUUUUUUACAGUUGGAAGGCAGUGUUUGCAAAAAUGUCUGUAUUUUAUGGCUGUUUUGUCCAUCUUUUCCGUGAGUUAUAAGGACAUUUGAAUAGCUCAGAUUGCAGCUUCCCCAGUGGAAAAAUCUUCUGCUUUUCUCUGUUUUAUAUUAUUGUAAACUGAAUAUGUUUGGGUUUUGGACAAUUGGUUGGACAAAAGAAAAUAUUUGAAGAGCAAAAACAAUUAUUUGAAAGAAUAGUUUACAGAGGAAUUGAUAAUGGGAAUAAUACUUUGUUGCAGUCCUAGGUUAAUUCCCAAACUUUCUGAAAACGCCCAGAGUGUUUGUUUGACUUGAGCUUUGAUAAACCUCGACAGUGCUUUUGGAACAGCAUAUAGUAAAGACAAUUCACCGGUUUUAUCCAGAGUUUUCAGCUGCUUGUCACACUCUUGAAUUGAUUGAGCUGGUUCAGUUGUUUUAGACUUGACUUCUCCGUUAUAGAAGUAAAGUCGAGCACAUUAUAAAACAACCCACGUUGACCAAUGUGCAGUACAGACCAGAGAAGGGAAGCUUACACAACACACUAGUUUGGUCAUUAUUCAAAGAAGGCGUUGGAUGUGAAUGUCGAUGACCUUUGAUUCCUUCCAUGUUGAUGCUGUGAAUGGUUAUGGUCUGUUGUUCACAGACUGGUCAUGACCCGGUCAGACUAUGAGGUUGACUGACAGCUCUGAAUACCAAAGAUGGUGUGUUUAAUGCAAAGAAAAGACAUAAAAAUAGCUGAAAGAUAAUCUAAGCGUUCAGAGGUAUUUCUAAUCAACCCCACAGAUCCCAAAACCUUUAUUCACAUAAUUCAAUAUUUUUCAUUAAAACGUUAUUACAGCUUACCAGAACGAUGGACAUAACUAUCAAAAUAAGAUUCAGACUAAAAUAAACAAAAGGUUAUUUUUUGUAGACGUCAUCAGAGAUUCUGGACAUUUCUCCUGAAUGCAGAAAAUGGAUUGUAGUUUGCUUUUUGCACUUGCUGAGGGCAUUUAAUUCAUCUUAAUGCUAACAGAAGAAGAACUACAGUGUUUCCUGUAUAUAGAAUUAAUUUGGGCGGCCCUCCUAAAAACUUCUUUUGUACUUUUCUAUUUAUUUAUUUAUUUAAAAUCUGUUACAUUGCUGCAUUCAUGUGCUAAUGUAUAAAUUGGACAAAUAAAGUUCAUAGUCAGAAAUGUA